GCAUAGUUAUAAAAGGCAGAAGACAGACGGGUAAGAAUGGCAUUGCGGGCAGAAGUUCCUGGCUAAGGGGCUGCAAGCCCCUGUCCCAGUUUUGCCCAUCUGCUCCCUUUUGUUCUUAGCCUUUUGCCACCUGUUCUCUCUCUCCUCUGUGUGAUGCCCGCCACUGAAUUCCUCAGUUCCCUCAGCUUUUCCUUAUAUUUCUAGUUUUCCAAGAAACCUCCCCUCACCCUUACGUCUCUACCUUGUUUCGCCCAGGGAGCAAAAUCCUCUUGAAGGCAAGGAGGAAAAGGUGAGGGCAGCCCCUGCAUCUGUUGCUCUUGAGCAUGCGCACACCGCCCUGGCUUGCGCCCUGAUGGGGAGUCGAGAAUGUGACCCUUGGCGCUGGGCAAGUCCCAGACUUAAUCCCCCUCUGAGCCUCGGGAGGACGGAGUCGCCAUAACGUGCUCGAGAACGGGCCGUCAAACGCAGCAGCAGCGCCGUUGGCCAGGAGGACGCGCACCUGUCACCUGCAAUCAGCAAACCCUUUCCCUGAGGAGGUCAGCAUGGCAGAGGUGCAGGGGCCGCUGGAGUCAGCUCUGGCCCCAGAUGCCGGCGCAGAAGUGCCGGAGAAAGGCGGGAAUGAGGACGCAGCGGCGGUGGAAGAGGACGAGACCGAGAAGCCCCCGGCCUCCCCCACCUCGGAGGAGGACGAAGAAGCCCCAAGCGUAGCACCUGAAGAGAAAGCCCGCGAAGAGGAGGAAGGGGAAGGGGGGAGCCAGCAGACUCGCCGAGAAAGUAGCAGCAGCAGCAGCAACAGGAGCCACCAAGGCGAAGGAGACGGGGAGAGGCCCCCGAGCGAGGAGGGAGAGAACGGCGAAGGCGACGGGAGUCCCGCGGAAACGCAGGGAGAGCCUGAAGAAACUCAGUCAGCGGAGGACGCAGCCAGCGAGGGGACCCCGGAGGAGAAGACUGAGCUGGGAGAGGGAGCUGCUGGUGGUGCCGACACUCCAGUCCCCUCGGAGCAGGAGGAGGCAGACGAGCCCCGGAGGGCCGGUCAAGACGAACCAGGCGACGGUGAAGGGAGCCCUGCAGGCCAGGAGGAGCACCUGGAAGGCGAGCACGGCGGGGACGAGAAAGCGGAGGGAGAGACUGCCGGAGAGAGGGGCGAACAAGAAGAAAAGCCUGGCGAGUCUGGCGAAGCCGAGAAAGUGGGCGAGGCUGGUGCCGCCGAAGUGGUGGGAGAGCAGCGGGAGCCGGCGGAGGCUCCAGAGUGGGAAGAAUCUGCCCCGGGAGGCAGCCCGCCAAAUGAUACCCAAGCCGAAGAAACUCCCACAGAGGUGGAAAGCGCCGCCGAAACGGAGGAGCCAAGUGAGGAAACGCCCGCAAGAGAAGGUGCCGGCUCAGAGGGAGGCGAAGCCGGGGAAAGGCUCGAGGGCAACGCGGAGGAGGAAGAGCAGCCCGCAGCCUCUGGAGCGAGCGAGCCUCCGGGAGAAGAGGGACACAGCAGCAACCACGUCCAGGACGCCGGUUCGGCGGAGGAAGCUGUUGAGGAAGGGAGCAGCGAGGAAGCCCUUGAGGAGGCUGCUCCCGGCGUGAAUGGCGUGCAGGGAAGGGGCGACGACGACGACGAAGCUGCUCCUGCUGCGGAGGAGGAGCCGGUCUCGCUCGCUGAGCCGGAGGAAGAGAAACAAGAGCAUGAGAUCUCCCUGUUCGUCAAGGCCGGUAGUGAUGGGGCAAAUAUUGGAAACUGUCCAUUCUCUCAGCGGCUCUUUAUGAUUCUGUGGCUAAAGGGUGUUAUAUUUAACGUUACAACUGUGGAUUUGAAACGGAAGCCUGCAGACUUGCAGGACUUAGCUCCAGGAACAAACCCUCCAUUUAUUACUUUUGAUGGUGAUGUGAAAAUAGAUGUGAAUAAAAUUGAGGAGUUCCUAGAAGAAAAAUUAGCACCCCCAAGAUAUCCCAAACUUGCACCAAACCAUCUGGAAUCUUACUCUGCAGGAAAUGAUGUGUUUGCUAAAUUUUCUGCAUAUAUCAAAAACACAAGGAAAGAUGCCAAUGAAAAUUUGGAAAAAACUUUGCUUAAGGCUCUAAGGAAACUGAACAACUACUUAAAUACCCCCUUGCCUGAAGAAAUUGAUGCCUAUAGCACAGAAGAACUUGCUGUUUCCACAAGGAAAUUUCUGGAUGGUGAUGAACUCACAUUAGCAGAUUGUAAUCUUUUGCCAAAACUCCAUAUCAUCAAGAUUGUGGCAAAGAAAUAUAGAAAUUUUGAGUUUCCAUCUGAAAUGACUGGAAUCUGGAGAUAUUUGAACAAUGCUUAUGCUAGAGAUGAGUUCACAAACACUUGUCCGGCAGAUCGGGAAAUAGAGUUUGCCUAUUUGGAUGUUGCGAAAAGAAUGAAAUGAAUCAAAGAUGUUCUACGUCUGUAUUUCUUCAGUGCAUUUUGAUGAAAAAGAAAAAAACUCAAGAAAAAAUUGUCCACUCAAGCAGCAUGGUUUUAAGUUCUAAUGCUGGCCAAUUCUCCUGACAUAUUUUUUUUUUUAAAUCUAAUUUAAGAAUAGUGGCUGUCAUGAUGAGGAAAAUUGUUCAAAGUAGUCUCAUUGGCCUACAUACUGCCCGCAGUUGCAAAACUACAUUCUUGUGCAACCAUAAGAAUUGUGCAAAAUGCAUUUAUGAGCAGUCUCAUUUUUCCAGUGUAAAUAUGCUCUUGUGUAAAUAUGUUCUGCACAAUUAUUUCACUUGUAAAAGAGCACAGUUGCACAACUGCGUGCUUAUAACAUGCACAUUGCCUUGCACAGUAUGUGGACCAAUGAAAUUAAUUUUAUUUUCAAUUGAAAACCUUGAGUAAUUUUUUCUCAUCAUGUCAGUCACCAUAUUUGUGUAUAUAUCCACUUCCAGAUAUGUGCAUAUGCACACACAAAUGUCUUAUAUGUUUAGGCAAUGGAUCAAAACUUGAACAUUUGCUGCAAUAACAGAAUCUAGAUUACUUAAUAAUAUCAGUUUUUAGACUGAAAAUAAAUGGUAAAGAAUACUUGUUCAGAUGCAGAGUACCAUAAAUGCAGUGGAGGCUGUGCACUUGCUGCUGCAAUUGCCAUUUCUAUGAAUAGCUGUUGCACAGGAAUCUGAAUGAUGUAAUGCAUGUUCUAUUAUUAUGUCAUCAUGGUGUUACCAUAAAUGUCUGUUUGACUUCAUCAGCGUUUGUGCACCUGCUACAGUUGUUCAUGCAGAAAGCCUUUUCCAUAGAUAUAUCUAGCUCACAUGAUGUGGUUCACAUGAGGCAAAAAGCAGGUGUUUGCAGUGGAUCUACCACAUGCCUUCCUUUCAGUCUCAGCGAGCUCUGGCUCAUGAACCUGCGUUACCAUGUGUCCCUAGACAUGUAUCCCUGCUUCAAACCAUAUAGAUGGCAUGCUACAAACUCCUGUUCAUGUAUUGUGUGAAGUGGCCCAAAGAUUUGUAGAAUCGGUUCCUAAGUACUCAGGAUGGGACAUACAAUAUCACAACAUGUGACACUGGCAAUAUUACAAUACAGUGGUUUCUUCCUUCCUUCCUUCCUUCCUUUAAAACACACACACACACACACACACACACACACACACACACACACACACACACCACCCUACAAACCAAGGUCCCUGUCUAAAAGCUGCUGCUCCAAAUUCCAGAUGCUGGGGGGCUAUGGUGGUGGUUACACAAUAGUGAGGAAAGCCAAACUGUGUAUGCUCAGAAGGACUUACUACUGCAAAUAUUCCAGAGAUUGCCUGUGACACUCCAGCAGACUCAGGGGCCGAACCCUUAACCCAUUUCCCUAUGCCUGUAUCCUGGAAGUUACUUUGCCAUAAAUCCUGUGGACUGGGAUGACAGAUCUUUGUUUCUCACAAUUUUCUUGUUUUUACUUCAGAGUUAUUGCCAAAUUUGUUCACUGACUGAAGUCAUCUCUUUAUUUUUUUAUUUUAGAAGAAAUGAGCUCAUUUUUCUUUUAAGUUGUGUCUGUAACCAAAAAAACAAAACAAAACUGUCUGUGCAUAAAUAAUGAAAACCUAACAAGUUUUGUUAGGUAGAGGGAAAUGAAAGUGGUGGGUCGAUCUGUAUUUCAAACAAAUUCCAUUCUUCAAGAAGUUUACCUUUCAGCUGCAAAAUUAUGGGCAAGUUCUAUAUUCUGUGCGCCUGUGUCACAUUUACCUCUAUAGGACUGAGGAAUCCCACCAUGGUGCUCCAAGACAUGAAGUUUUCAAAUUAUGUGUUUCAUUAGAGGGCACCUGAAGGAUCAGAACCUUAAGGCUGAUUCACACAUGUAUGCAUAUGUCUUGGUUACUUGACACUUGAAGACUCACAGCUGAAUAUGAAUGAAUUGAAAAGCCAGUGCUAUUGAAAGUUCUAUCCAAAUGAGCCUCGUUCAUAGAUGUGACAGUCAUCAAGUGGUGUACAUGGAUAAGUAAACUAGACCUAAAUGAAAAACAUCUUCUCUGGCUACUGAAAUUGCUACUGCUUACCCAUUGUUUUAUAGCUCUAUAAAUGUGGUUCAGAUCUGAGGAAGAGGAGGCCCUUUCCUAAAAUUUUUGGAACAGGAUUUAUUUGGAGGACCUUGAAAAAAUAUGAAUCAACUAGCAGCAAAUAUAACAUUUGUGCUGUAGAGCCCUAAAAGUUUAUGUUCAAUGUAUAGUGGAAAGGAAAACCAUUUUCUUUGAUGGUUUCUUGUUUUUUGAUUUGCUGUUGUAAACUUCUUUGGGUGUCAUUGAGAAAGAAAUGAAGUACUGUAUACAAAUUGAACUUCAACUUGCAUCUUCCCUGUAAAAGUUCUAUAUCAGCUAUCAAAACUUAGAUACCAAGUACUGUGGCUACUAGGAAUCCUCUCCUUUGUUAAUGUAAUAGCUAUCAGUUUCUCAGUAUAGAAAAGAUGUAUUCAAUAUGAUUGACUGAAAUGUAUAUUUGCUAAACUGAAUGUAUUUUAGAAUAGAAAAUCUAUUUCAUAUCAAGAUGUCUACUUUUCUUACCAGUUUUACUACAGAUUUAAUUUUCUACUUUUAAGGUUGACUGCACUGUAUAAUCAUGAGAAUAUACUUUGUACAUUUUGCUUCACAUUCUUUGUGAUUAAUUUUAACACAAUUAUAUGCUGAUUUUGUUUUUAUCCAUAGAGAGAUGACUUGUUUAUCUUAACUUACUCCACAAUAUUAAAUGUUUGGUUUGAUUGUUUAGCAUUCAUGAAACAAGAAUCGCUACCAGUUACACUCCAUUUUUUGAUGUACACAUGCAUUUAAACAACCUAUAAAUCACUGUAGUAAUUUAAUAUGCCUUACAAAUUUGAACAAAAAAUACAUAAAUUUUGACUUAAA
Hemicordylus capensis (graceful crag lizard) is the source of this 5309-nucleotide messenger RNA. It is a transcript of the gene CLIC6, whose product is annotated as chloride intracellular channel 6. The coding region runs from base 543 to 2384 and encodes 613 amino acids. NCBI's taxonomy places the organism in Eukaryota, Metazoa, Chordata, Lepidosauria, Squamata, Cordylidae. Gene Ontology annotation, molecular function: D3 dopamine receptor binding; D2 dopamine receptor binding; D4 dopamine receptor binding. The transcript is spliced from 6 exons. The record is from RefSeq and is a predicted model, not a curated record. Gene Ontology annotation, cellular component: plasma membrane.